Zea mays is the source of this 701-nucleotide messenger RNA. RefSeq names its product histone H4. Gene Ontology annotation, cellular component: nucleosome. NCBI's taxonomy places the organism in Eukaryota, Viridiplantae, Streptophyta, Magnoliopsida, Poales, Poaceae. The record is from RefSeq and is a predicted model, not a curated record. Bases 89 to 400 code for a protein of 103 amino acids. The transcript has a single exon. Gene Ontology annotation, molecular function: DNA binding; protein heterodimerization activity; structural constituent of chromatin.
CUGAAUCCACUCGUCUCAUCUCUUCCAUACGACCAUACCCUACCUCCAAAUUCCCAAUUCUCAACCUCUCCUCCGAGUUCGAGUGACCAUGUCGGGGCGCGGAAAGGGCGGGAAGGGGCUGGGCAAGGGCGGCGCGAAGCGUCACCGCAAGGUCCUCCGCGACAACAUCCAGGGCAUUACGAAGCCGGCGAUCCGGAGGCUGGCGAGAAGGGGUGGCGUGAAGCGCAUCUCGGGGCUCAUCUACGAGGAGACCCGCGGCGUGCUCAAGAUCUUCCUCGAGAACGUCAUUCGCGACGCUGUCACCUACACGGAGCACGCCCGCCGCAAGACCGUCACCGCCAUGGACGUCGUCUACGCGCUCAAGCGGCAGGGCCGCACCCUCUACGGAUUUGGCGGCUGAGGGGUCAGGGGUGUCCCCCAGCUGCUGCUGGUCGUUGCAGAAGUCUUGGGUCGCGGUCACGAAAUGGAGUGAGGCGAGAGUAUUCUUGCCCAUGUGCUUAGUUUCGUAGGCUUAUCACUCUAGACUCUAGUGCCUUGGUCCAGUAGUAGCAUACGACUUGUACUGCAUUUCCUUGUUCUGAACCUCUAAAUAUGAUGAGAUGUGGAUUCACUUGAUCUCACAAACAACCAGUUAAUUCGGAUCAAAUUUGUACUGACUUUCUCGAUCAUCCCAGUUUUUCAUCUAAAAGAGCAUUUGUCAA